Molecule: messenger RNA, 1730 nt
Organism: Erythranthe guttata (spotted monkey flower)
Lineage: Eukaryota; Viridiplantae; Streptophyta; Magnoliopsida; Lamiales; Phrymaceae
Product: staphylococcal-like nuclease CAN2
Cellular component (GO): cytoplasm
Molecular function (GO): nuclease activity; nucleic acid binding
Source: RefSeq, a predicted model, not a curated record
AUACACUUUUGAGAGAGAGAGAGAGAGAGAGAGAGAGAGAGAGAGAGAGAGAGAGAGAGAGAAUUUUUGAAAGUAUCUUUUGAUGAAGCUCAUGUGAUUGUAUCUUCAGCUUCAGAGAAAAGCAACGAAAUAGACGUUGACUUUAACAUCUUCACCGCGACGCGCCGCCGCCGUGGUUCAGAUCUCCUUCAACGGAGAGUUAGAGCCGCCGGAGGAGAAGGUGGAGCAGAAAAAAGUUCGAAAAUCGGACAACCAAACAACAACCGCCGCGUGUCGUUGCUUCUCCGGAGUUGUUUUUUUUCUCUCUCUCAAAUUUUCAACUGUAAUCUCCAAUCAAAUUCAAAAGUCAAUCCAAAGCGAUCUCCACCGUACAAUUUUUGCUCUCUUCCUCCAAUCAAUAAUUGAAAGCCUCGAGAUAUUUCUUCUCCCCUGAGAAAUCUAAAACCCCAAACAAAGGAUUAAUCACAUACCAAAAUUCCAUAAAUGGGAAAUGCUUUGAGAUUCCUGUACGGCAAAUGCUGCCAACCUGCGGCCGACUCCGACUCGAUCGGCCACCACGGCGUCACCGCCGACAACGUCGGCGUCUCCGCCCUGGCCCAGGACCUCUAUAAUUUUGAGAUCACCAACCAGGUUCCUCAAGGAUUAGGUAAGCAUGUUGUCUCAUCCAGAAAAGCCCAAAUCAACUGGUACAAGAAACUCUCUGAUGCGUGGAGAGAAACGAAACCACCCCCAAAAUCACCUGAAGAAGCUUCAAGGCUUGUAAUUCUGACGUUGAAGCGACAUCAAAAGGCCGAUGUUGAGGGAUUAUUGGCUUUUUACGGUCUUCCGUCGCCUCAUUCUUUGGUUGAGCUCACUACUGUGACCCCUCCAUCACACCAGCAGGGACUCAAAUUUGAAUUGAAUACUCUACCUGUGGACGCAAAAGCUGUGGCAGAUGGAGAUACAGUAACUGUAUACGUUAGCACAAACGAGGCUAGGGAAUCUUCAUGUGUACCUAGAGAAGUCCAAGCGGCAGCUGUUCAAAGAGCAAAAGCUCGUUCUCAGAGGAAUUACGACAAGGCUGAUGAACUUCACAGACAAAUUAUUGAUUCGGGAUAUAGGGUACUAAACAUUCAAAACGAGGAGACUCUUGCGAAAAAAUACAGAAUAAGAUUAAGGGGAAUCGAUGCACCAGAGAGCAAAAUGCCGUUUGGACAAACGGCUAAAGAGGAAUUAACGAAAAUUGUUCAGGACAAGCGUUUAAAAGUCUUGGUAUUUGAUGAAGACCGUUACGGUCGAUGUGUAGGAGACAUAUAUUGCAAUGGCAUAUUUGUGCAGGAAUCGAUGCUGAAGAAGGGGCUAGCAUGGCAUUAUAAAGCCUAUGACAGACGCCCAGAGUUGGAUAAGUGGGAGAAAGAGGCACGGGCGAAACGGAUUGGUUUAUGGGCGUCUUCGAACCCUGAGAUGCCAUGGGAAUGGAGAAAGGAUAGGCGUGAAGGCAGAUAGAUAACCCUGCGAUAUCCUACAGUUGGAUUGAAGGAUUGUGAUUGUAUUAUUACUGUACUAUAUGUAACUUGAGGCUAUGGUAAUUAAUAUUGGCAAGGAAGGAUUCAGCCAUGUAUUAAUAUUGUAAAAUUGUAAGAUUUUUACUAAUUUAUGAAUUUCGUGUGCUUACAAAACUUCGAGAGUGUGCUGUACAGUGUUUCAGAUUUGAUAAUUGUCUGUGAUUUAAUAAAUGCACUGCUUUUAAA